Messenger RNA from Ascoidea rubescens DSM 1968, 1362 nucleotides. RefSeq names its product amidophosphoribosyltransferase. The coding region runs from base 15 to 1067 and encodes 350 amino acids. Gene Ontology annotation, cellular component: cytoplasm. The transcript has a single exon. Gene Ontology annotation, biological process: purine nucleotide biosynthetic process. The record is from RefSeq and is a predicted model, not a curated record. Gene Ontology annotation, molecular function: amidophosphoribosyltransferase activity. NCBI's taxonomy places the organism in Eukaryota, Fungi, Ascomycota, Saccharomycetes, Ascoideales, Ascoideaceae.
ACUCUUGUGUUGGUAUGUUGGCUGGGUAUGGAUUGAUAGCAUUUAGAGACUCAAAUGGAAUCAAACCUUUGCUAAUUGGCGAAAGAACCAGCGUGAAUAAUGGCAAUUUUAAAGAUUAUAUGAUAGCAUCUGAAUCUGUUGUUUUGAAAGCUCAUGGCUUUAAAGUAUUUCGAGAUAUUUUGCCAGGUGAGGCUGUGAUAAUACCGAAAAGUUGUUCCAAACCAAUUUUCAAACAAAUUCAAAAUUUUACCCACCAUGCUCCCGAUAUAUUUGAAUAUGUGUAUUUUGCUAGACCCGAUUCAAUUUUGGAUGGAAUUAGUGUUUACCAUACAAGAUUAAAUAUGGGUAAAAAAUUGGCUCAAACUUUGUUAGAGCAGUUUGAUAACGAUUUAUCAAAAAUUGAUGUUGUGAUACCAGUUCCGGACACAGCAAGAGACGCUACACUAUCUUGUGCUGAAAUUUUGGGUUUACCAUACAGAGAAGGAUUUAUCAAAAAUAGAUAUGUUGGAAGAACAUUUAUUAUGCCAAAUCAAGCCGAGAGAGUUUCUUCUGUGCGUCGUAAACUAAAUGUGAUGGAAAGCGAAUUUAAGAAUAAGAAUGUCUUAUUAAUUGAUGAUUCGAUUGUCAGAGGUACAACAUCUAAGGAAAUUGUGCAGAUGGCAAGAGAAGCUGGUGCUAAGAAAGUGUAUUUGGCCUCAUGUUCAUCUCCAAUUCGGUUCAAUCACAUAUAUGGAAUUGAUUUAGCUAAUAAGAAAGAUCUACUUGCAUCAAAUCGAUCUAUUGAGGAAAUAACUGCAAAAAUAGGAGCAGAUAAAGUUAUCUAUCAAAAAUUAAAUGAUUUGAUUGACUCCUGCUCGUCAAGCACAAUAACUGAUUUUGAAGUGGGUGUAUUCAAUGGAAAUUAUAUCACUGGUUGCGAAAAUCUGUAUUUGAGUCAUUUGGAGCUAUUUCGAUCUCAGCCAUUGAUCACCAAGGCCAAUGGUUUUCACAACAGCUGUGCAAUUGAUCUUUCUCAUUCAAUCAGAUCACAAGUUGAUGUUAAUCUAUACAAUCUCUGUGAUCAAUGAGAGUAUCUACUAUUAUAUACAGGUUAAUUGGAAAGCUUUAAAAAUAUUGACAUCUACAAUUGAUGACAACAGUUUUCAAGAAUACAUUAGAGACCAAUGUUUUGUAGUUAAAUAAUUCUGUUACAAUUACUAACUGUUUGAUAAUCAUCAAUUAUCUGAUGAUGAUCAAUAAAAUUUUUAUACUUUUAUUAGUGUUGAAAAACCAAAAAACAAAUGGACCAACUACUGAAAUUUGUGUAUCUGUGAAUUUACUUGACACUGCAAUUGAGAUACAAAGGUAUUCGAUAUAUAUUUC